Messenger RNA from Mytilinidion resinicola, 925 nucleotides. RefSeq lists its product as uncharacterized. The transcript has 3 exons. NCBI's taxonomy places the organism in Eukaryota, Fungi, Ascomycota, Dothideomycetes, Mytilinidiales, Mytilinidiaceae. Bases 252 to 737 code for a protein of 161 amino acids. The record is from RefSeq and is a predicted model, not a curated record.
AAUGGACAUACCUCUUCCGUUAAGCCUGUAGAAUAUCAUUAUUUGGACAUACCACGUGACUUCCCAAGGUUCUGAUUGGCUUGGAGGAGCAUUCCGGUCCUCCGCCUUGUGUCUUACUAUGUAAUUCGCGCACGCUUCUAUGGCCGGCCUAUACACCUUAUGGACUUGGCUCGGCACACAGGUUAAGGGGGAGGGACAUUCAUUGAACUAGAUACCUUUUAAGCCAUCCAAUCUCGUAAACCGUUUUUACCAUGCAAAACUUAUCGCGCAAAACCCCCCAAAACCCCCCCAUCAACCGUCCCAUUCGCCCUCCACGUAAAGCUCCUCGUAUCAUGCGUCCCGUACCACGACGCCCCGGUGAAAUUACACCGCGCCUCCGUCGUGCCAAGCAUCUGACACGCCGUCACAUCCUCCAUGCCGCUAUUGCCGUAAGAAGUCGUGUACUCGUACAUCGACGGCCCCUGCGUGAUGGUCUGCGGGCCGCCAGUCGUGGAGUAGUAUGUCCAGCGCGCGGUCUCGCCGGCAUAGACGGGCGUCACGUGCUGGAUAAGCGUAGACGUGACGAUGAAGGUGGUGGCGGUGGCAUUGGCGGCGAGGACGGAGCCGCCCCAGUUGAUUGUGAUGGUGUAGACGUUGUUACCGGAGCCGCGGUCGUCGAGGGCGAAGAUGGGGAUUGUGGUGGCUUGGGCGAGGGUGAGGGGGGUGAGAAGAAAGAGGAGGGGUGCCAAUAUGGGUAAGAUCAUGAUUUAGGGUGAUACUAUUCGUAACAUUGAGCAGUAAAGGUCCGGGAGGGGUUGAACGGCAGGAACACUGAAUAUGUAGAUUUUAUGGACUUCUCGUUUACCUUCACCGGAAAACUAGGAUGCCUGUUGGAAUCUCUCAGUCCUUGGCGGAUCUUCUACAUGGGUAUUUUAUUGUUUCCGUU